Durio zibethinus is the source of this 666-nucleotide messenger RNA. NCBI's taxonomy places the organism in Eukaryota, Viridiplantae, Streptophyta, Magnoliopsida, Malvales, Malvaceae. The record is from RefSeq and is a predicted model, not a curated record.
GAGUUAUAGAACUAUUAUGCGAUUUGGAUGGACAUUUUUCAUAUGAAGUGGUUUUGGUGAUAUUCUAAAUUAUCUAAUGAAUAUGGAUGUUGUAGGAGAUUUAAGGUGAAGAAAGAAGUAGUGGAGCCUGAAACUGAUCCUGAGAGGGACCAGAUAACUGUUUUUGCUUACCAAUUAGAUGCAUUGCACUUUUUGCUUUCAUCUUCUAAGGAUUAUUUAGCAUCAAUGUUAAACUUAUGUGUGUUCAAACAUGCAUUUUUUUUUUCUUUUGCGCUAAUGUUGAAUUACUGUUCACCUUGAAUUGGUUGAUGACAAAUGCCUCUAAAAGCAACCAGAGAGAUGUCUAUGAAUUCUUUUCAAAAGCAAGUAAGGUGAGAAAUGUGCAGUUGAUCAUGGAUAGGAAUUCAAAAAGAUCAAAGGGAGUUGGGUCUAUUCCUUUUAUGUUGAGCAAAAUUAUACUUUUUUAGUCCUGUGAAAUAAGUAUUAGUAGCUUUGCUUUCAAUAAUCAAGUUUAAUUGUAUUCUUAAAUGCACUAACAAUGCGAUAAUGAUGAAGAAUGAUGGGAAAACACUCAUGUUUAAUCAAUUCAUACUGCGUACACAAGGUAGAUGACAUAAACCUAAAUUUUUUCUUCUCACCUCUCUUCUGCAUUGAAUUUUCUUUGUA